Molecule: messenger RNA, 2785 nt
Organism: Plectropomus leopardus (leopard coralgrouper)
Lineage: Eukaryota; Metazoa; Chordata; Actinopteri; Perciformes; Serranidae
Gene: zyg11
Product: zyg-11 family member, cell cycle regulator
Cellular component (GO): Cul2-RING ubiquitin ligase complex
Molecular function (GO): protein binding
Source: RefSeq, a predicted model, not a curated record
UGUCAGUCUAGUCAAAAAUAGACCCAACUACUGGCUGUGAAAACGACAUUCCCCUCCUGGUCCCGUAUUUCGGAGCUCCAGCCGCUACGGUCGAUACCUUUUUAAACAUGGAUUCCGCAGCAGUAAACGGCUUUCGACAUUUUUGCACGGAGAGCGAUUUUCCACAUCGGAGGAGACAACAAGUGAGCUAGCUGUCUGGCUGCUCGCUCGCUCGUCGUCAUCUCUGGGUUUCUGUAUUUUUGUCAGACAGGUUUGCAAAACGUCUAAGGCAGGUGAGAAGACCGAAAACUGAAACGGCGAACAACGGAGCCGCUCGGCAGCUAACGCAUAGCUUUUUUUUUUUUUUUUUUUUUUGCCGUGUUGGGAGCUACACCAGUCUCUGUUGCAUAAGCUAAAAUUAUUCUUCAUAAGCCAUGGCCUGCAGUUUCCUAAACACGGACGAGGCAUCUCCGCCAGCUCUGACAGACCUGUGUCUGACCCAUGUGAGCCAAAACCUGGAGUGUUUCUGUGUGAAGCGUCCUGAUGGCUCCCUGUGCUUCAGAGAGGCUGUGCUCUUCCCACAGGAGCUGGCAGACCAGCUGCUGGCCAAGAUGGCCACUGAAGGUCUGUUGAAUGACAGCACAGUGGGUGUAUUUCGGAACUGCGAGUAUCUGCGGCUGAGACGAGCCUGCAUACGCACAGCUCGCAUCUCCGCGGAGGCCUUCCAGAAAGCCGUCUGCCCACACAGACUGCUGGAGCUGGAUGCUGCCAGGGUCAACGCAGACCUCACUAUUCCCGAUAUUCUGCAGGGACUGUCCACAAAUAAAUAUUGUCAGGAGUCCCUCCAGCGACUUGUCCUAACAGGUCUAACCAUGUCCUCUCUAGAGGAACCGAUCCGGCAUCGCUUCAGCUCCCUGCAGGGCCUCCGCUCCCUCUCUCUAGCCAACGUAGACUUCUACGACUCCGGGAUUGUCGAUGUGUGUUCGCUGCCUCGGCUGGAGAGCCUCGAUCUCUCCAACACUUCAGUCACCAACCUGAGCCCCCUGCUGGGCCUGAAGGAGCGUCUGCGCUCGCUCACUCUGCACCAGCUGAAGAGGCUGGAGAUGAGCACCGCUCAGCUGCUGGGAGUCAUCGGCCAGUUGAACGUGUUGCAGCACCUGGACAUCAGUGAUGAUAAGCAGUUUACCUCUGACGUGGCUCGUCAGCUGCUCGGACAGCCAGGGAUCCUGCCCGCUCUCGUUUCUUUGGAUGUGUCGGGGAGGAAACAGGUGACAGAUGCAGCUGUUAAGGCUUUUGUUGAGGAGAGACCAGGGAUGACCUUUGUGGGACUUCUGGCCACAGAUGCUGGAUUUUCAGACUUCCUCUCUGGAGAAGGAAAUCUAAAGGUAACAGGAGAAGCCAAUGAGACGCAGAUCUGUGAGGCCCUGCGUCGCUACAGUGAGAGGGAAGGUUUUGUGAGAGAAGCUCUGUUUCAUCUGUUCAGCCUGACCCACGUCAUGGAGAAACCCCGGCCCGACAUCCUCAAGCUGGUUGUCUUGGGUAUGAAGAAUCACCCUGCCACUCUGAAUGUCCAGCUGGCAGCCAGCGCCUGUGUGUUCAACCUGACGAAGCAGGACCUGGCAGCGGGAAUGCCUGUGCGACUGCUGAGUACCGUCACUCAGCUGCUACUGGAGGCCAUGAGGACGUUCCCCAACCACCAGCAGCUGCAGAAGAACUGCCUGCUGUCGCUGUGCAGUGAUCGCAUCCUGCAGGAGGUUCCCUUUAACAGGUUUGAAGCUGCCAAACUAGUGAUGCAGUGGCUCUGCAACCACGAAGACCAGAACAUGCAGAGGAUGGCCGUGGCAAUCAUUUCCAUACUGGCUGCUAAGUUGUCCACAGAGCAGACGGCUCAGCUGGGAGCAGAGCUGUUCAUAGUGAAGCAACUGCUGCACAUUGUACGUCAGAAGGCGACUCAGGGCGUGGUGGACGCCACCCUCAAAUUCACACUGAGUGCACUGUGGAACCUCACUGAUGAAUCGCCAACAACCUGUCGCCAUUUUAUCGAGAACCAGGGCCUGGACCUGUUUAUUAAAGUUCUCGAGUCCUUCCCCAAUGAGUCCUCCAUCCAGCAGAAGGUUCUCGGUCUGCUGAACAACAUAGCGGAGGUCGGGGAGCUGCAUGUAGAGCUGAUGGUGCAGGGCUUCCUGGACCACAUCAGCACUCUGCUGCACAGCCCAGAGGUGGAGGUCAGCUACUUCGCCGCAGGCAUCCUCGCACAUCUGACGUCACGAGGAGAGGAAGCCUGGACGCUGAGCACAGAGCUACGAUCCUCACUGCUGGAGCAACUGCAUGAUGUCAUAAUGCAGUGGCCCCCGCCUGAGUGUGAAAUGGUAGCCUACAGGUCAUUUAACCCUUUCUUUCCCCUACUGGAGUGCUUUCACACCCCUGGUGUCCAGCUGUGGGCAGCCUGGGCCAUGCAGCAUGUCUGCAGCAAAAAUGCUGCUCGCUACUGCAGCAUGUUGUUGGAGGAGGGCGGCCUACAGCAACUUGAACUCGUUCAUACGCACCCACAGACCCACAAAGACGUCAAACUGUUGGCUAAGAGCAUUCUGGAGAGCCUGCAGCGCCACAGAGCCCGCACCGGCCAGCCUGCACAGACACACACAACUCGCCGCCCACCGCCGCAAUAACCUCACAGUAAAUGAGGCUCCCUGACUGAGAGCAGGUCAUAAGCUGGGAUCCACCACAGAGGGGGUUGUUUUUGUGUGUGUGUGUGUGUGUGUGUGUGUGUGUCUGUCUGUCUGUCUGUCUGUCUGUCUGUCUGUCU